Molecule: messenger RNA, 1512 nt
Organism: Serpula lacrymans var. lacrymans S7.9
Lineage: Eukaryota; Fungi; Basidiomycota; Agaricomycetes; Boletales; Serpulaceae
Exons: 6
Coding region: 1-1512 (503 amino acids)
Source: RefSeq, a predicted model, not a curated record
AUGGCCGAACAACACCUGCCCACGAUAGACAACGAAAAUCCAUUUUAUUGUCCAACGGUCUCUCCUACGGCCUACUUGGCGACAUUGCGGCGGUCGCUGCAGUCUAAUACCUUUUCGCUCUUUCAAGAAAAUUCUCUCUUCGCUUGGAAACUGAAUCUCACCUCCACAAAACAGCAUCAAGUUGCCUCAUUUCCUUACGUUUGCGCAAGUACGCCCGCCAGGUCUUCCGUCUCUGGCAGUCCGUCGUCUCGUUCUCCUUGGGUACAAUCUCGAAAACAUGCAUCGAAAUAUCAAAGCGCACUAGUUGUUUCUCAACGCCACAGAAUGUCUUUCAAUAACCAACUUGCCAUGCGUCCACCAAAGCGAACGAGGUCGUCGUCAGCUAUAGGUGACCAUCCUAGGCCUUUCAAACGCACAAAAUCUUCAGAAGACGAUCAGAAUAUCUCGUUCGAAGCCUCUGAAAGAAAACGUCUAUUUGCUUCUUCUUUAAGUUACGACGACGAAUCCUUUGAUUUUAUGAUGCCCGAGAAACAGCAGGGACCUGGCUUGACUGGAUCUACGUCCGACCCCAUUGCGGAAAUCAAACUUCAGCUCAGAGAUCUCAAAGAAACUGUUUACGGCCCAUUCAUCGGCGAAGACAUUCCUGAACAGAUACCAUUUCUCACUGCUCGUUUGUAUUCUCAAAUCGGUAUAGACAUCCUCCAGAAGUUACAUUCCAUGAAGAAUUUGACACAUCAGAAAAUCGCAAAUGUGCUUGCAAGCAAUGGGUAUCUUAGUGAACGUGUCUUAAAUGUACUGAGAGCGUCAACCGUAUAUUGUCUCGAUUUAUCCUCUUCGAUGAAUAACGAAGGCGGACUUAAUCUCUCAGGACAAGACGUGUUACGAGUGUUAGACCAGCCUCAUAGCUUUCGAUUCCUGUCCGAGUUGUGUCUUAGCGGCACCUCCUUGCGGGAUUCCGAUCUUGUUCACAUUCAACGUCUGUCAAAUUUGCGAAAGCUUCUUCUGGAAAGCACUGGCAUAGGAAACGAAGCGAUAUUCUUGCUUACAGGUCUAAAACAAACGCUCACGCAUCUUUACCUUGCAUUCAAUCCAAAAAUCAAUAACGAUGCGAUUCCUGUUCUUGAAAUCUUUCUUAGCUUAUCAUUCUUGUCUCUUUUCGACACUGGGAUUGACAUGUCCGGUUUGCGGCGCUUGGCUCUUGUAAUAUGCAAGGAUAAUCGUGUCGUUGACAUCGAAAUACCCGUUUGCUGCGAAGAGUACAUCGACAAUCUUCAAUCCAAAUAUAUGAUCAACCCUCGCGCUCCUUUGAUUGUCGACUCGUCCGUCUGCGCACAGCUGUCUGAAGCGGCCUUAGCUAGGAACCUGGCGGCCCACGCCAAAUUCAACACAGCCAUAGUUGCUUCCGGUACCAAAAUAGAAAUGAUAGAAAGACUUGUGAAAAUUCUGGAGACGCGCGAAAUGGAUCUGGUAGUUCGAGAUAUGCUUUGGGGCGAUCAGGAUGGCAUCCCUUGA